AUGGCCCCCCAGGCCGAGAAGAGCUCCUUGAAGCGCGCGCGGCAAUCCAGUGGCCAGACAGCAGAGCAGAAGAAGCCCAGAAGGUCUGCGCGGUUGUCCAAUGAAGGUGAUGUGGAAGCUGUAAAGCAAGGCCCGCUGCCAUCUCCAGUGACCCGCAAAGGCACAGGCUCAACGGAAGAUGCAGAGACAGAAGACAAGACCGUCUCGCCUACAUCGUCCAAAACCCCCAACAAUUGGGGCCGCCGAACACCACCACUGCACAGUCCUCCGCCUUCGUCACGACGCGGCGCUGCAGGCUUAUCAUCCCCUCCCAACGACACGCAAGCAACGCAAGCAUAUUCGCAAUUCCUUCCGCCUGCGCCUAUAUCAUACGAGGUUGACGACGAAGAGCGAGAUGGCGUCUGGGGCUAUUUGGUGCCAGCUGAAGGCUUCGGCGCUGCUCUGCCACUGCGAAAGCGAGCUGCAUGCCCAGUGCCGCUUCAUUCGACUGGCAAGCCCAAUGGACGUCAGAAAGUGCCUAAGAAGCAUUGGGAGAAGCAAGAAGAGCACUACGAGCAGGAGAAAGACGCCAAUGGUAUUCCAGCUGGCGGGUAUUUGAUAGGACGACAUCCAGAGUGCGAUCAGAAGGUCGACAAGCCGACAGUCAGCAAUCGUCACGCCUUGAUCUUCACCGAGAACAAGCAUGGCGACACCACGGCCGUGCUUGAGGAUCUCAGCGGAAAUGGCACCUACGUGAAUGAUGCACUGGUCGGGCGCAACAAGAGGAGAGAGCUCGAAGAUGGUGACGAAAUCUCCAUUGUUGGCGAAGCGCGAUUCAUCUUUCGAUAUCCUCGCAUCAGAGACGGCAGUGGUUUCCGACAGCAGUAUAACAUACAAGGCCAACUAGGAAAGGGCCACUUUGCAACCGUGUACUUGGCGGUGGAGAAGAGCACAGGGAUGCGCUAUGCUGUGAAGAAGUUCGAGAAGCGUAGUGGUCCAGGUGAGCGCAGCAAAGUCGAAGGUCUUCAGCAAGAAAUCGCGGUGCUGAUGGGAGUGUCGCAUCCCAACGUGCUGUGCCUGAAAGAUACGUUCGACGAGGCGGACGGCGUCUAUCUUGUCUUGGAAUUGGCUGCUGAAGGAGAACUCUUCAACUGGAUCGUGAUGAAGCAGAAGCUAAGCGAAGCCGAUACGCGCAAGAUCUUCAUUCAGCUAUUCCAAGGCAUCAAGUACCUCCACGAACGCAGCAUCGUCCAUCGCGACAUCAAGCCUGAGAACAUCUUGCUGAUCGACAAGGAACUCAAUGUCAAGAUCGCGGAUUUCGGUCUUGCCAAGAUCAUUGGCGAAGAAUCCUUCACAACAACGCUCUGCGGCACGCCAUCGUAUGUCGCACCAGAGAUACUUGAGCACACCAAUCGGCGACGUUACACACGCGCAGUGGAUGUCUGGAGCUUGGGCGUCGUGCUUUACAUCUGCUUAUGUGGUUUCCCGCCAUUUUCAGACGAGCUGUACUCCGCCGAGAACCCCUACACCCUUAGCCAACAGAUCAAGAUGGGUCGCUUCGACUACCCAUCACCUUACUGGGACUCUGUUGGGGAUCCAGCGCUUGACCUCAUUGACCGCAUGCUCACAGUUAAUGUCGAAAAGCGCAUCACGAUCGACGAAUGCUUGGAGCACCCGUGGACCACGCAGCGCCCCAUCAGCAUCACUGAUAGUACCGAUGGCCUGACUGGAGCGAUUUCUAGUCUGGACUUCUCAAAUCGUAAGCCACAGCGUGAGCGUACACUUCUCUCGAGCAUCAACGAUGUUAAGGUCGACAAGAUUAUCGAGGCCCAAGGGGGUGCCCCUCCUGUCAAGGUAUGGGAUAAGAAUUCCCAGCCACGUUUCUUCACGCAGCGUCCUGCAGGCCAACAACAAGAGGCAGCCAGAGCGAAGGCUGCAACGAAGAAGAAAGGACAUGUCGAGCAGACUGUCGAGCCCGGUCCAGAUGUUGCUCGCGAUCCCAAAGAGUUUAUGGAAUUGGGCGGCAAGGGUGAUCAAAUGCUCUUCGAUGAUGCCAAUGGCAGUCGAUAUCCGGACGAGACGGUCAAAGCCGGCGCGCCAGAGGACGGCAAGUGAGACUGUGAGACAGCCGGUCUCUUUGUCCAUUUGAGGCGUUUACCGGCGUGAUCCUGGCGCUUUGGAUCCGAUCGUAGCCUUCGUACCGCGUCUCUACACUUUGGAGUGAAAGUGACUAGGGUCGGACCGCUGAAUAACAAGUUUCUGUUCGCUAUAAUCCAUGAGGAGCAAGGGUUUGGGGAAUACCCACUUUCACUCCGAUGUGAUCAGACGCUGUAGGGCUACCGCCUGCCGCCCUGCAAGGCUCCUCGGUAGGAGUUCAGUGUCACCAAUGGCAUCCAGGCUGCUUUGAAGUGACAAAUUGUACAGUAGGCUUUCAUGAGCGGGAAACGAGCGUCUUUUGCUGCUGGACGCUCAUCUUUCUUCUCAAGCAAGCGCACGACAGCUACUAAAGAGUCAGGUGAGAAUGCGAAACGGUCAAACCACCUCCGUAGAGAUAUCAUCAGUCGAUCGACACC
Messenger RNA from Pseudocercospora fijiensis CIRAD86, 2552 nucleotides. RefSeq lists its product as uncharacterized. Gene Ontology annotation, molecular function: ATP binding; protein binding; protein serine/threonine kinase activity. Gene Ontology annotation, cellular component: nucleus. Gene Ontology annotation, biological process: mitotic DNA damage checkpoint signaling; protein phosphorylation. The record is from RefSeq and is a predicted model, not a curated record. The coding region runs from base 1 to 2094 and encodes 697 amino acids. NCBI's taxonomy places the organism in Eukaryota, Fungi, Ascomycota, Dothideomycetes, Mycosphaerellales, Mycosphaerellaceae. The transcript is spliced from 3 exons.